AUGUCCGUCAAGACGAAUAAAAACAUUUCCAGAGAGGACUAUCUCGAUGCGACUCAACGUGGAAUCAUCAAUACGAUGAAAGCCGCGUCCUUUGGAGCCCCCGAGCACCAGAGGUCUCUCUCGGAUAUUGACAAGCACCGCAAGGCCGCGCCCGAUACGCCACUCGACCAAACGUCGACAAAGAAGCGAAGUAUUUUCACCAAGAAGCAAAAAUAA
Messenger RNA from Serendipita indica DSM 11827, 216 nucleotides. The record is from the annotation of a GenBank genome assembly. NCBI's taxonomy places the organism in Eukaryota, Fungi, Basidiomycota, Agaricomycetes, Sebacinales, Serendipitaceae.